Messenger RNA from Aspergillus puulaauensis, 987 nucleotides. It is a transcript of the gene MAF1, whose product is annotated as RNA polymerase III-inhibiting protein MAF1. Gene Ontology annotation, molecular function: RNA polymerase III core binding. Gene Ontology annotation, biological process: negative regulation of transcription by RNA polymerase III. Lineage: Eukaryota; Fungi; Ascomycota; Eurotiomycetes; Eurotiales; Aspergillaceae. Gene Ontology annotation, cellular component: nucleus. The record is from RefSeq and is a predicted model, not a curated record. Bases 1 to 987 code for a protein of 328 amino acids. The transcript is spliced from 2 exons.
AUGAAGUUCCUACCUCUACCCGAAUUCGAGGACGUGACUAGCUCGCUGAAUUUCGAUACCGCCGAUUGUCACAUCGUUGGGGGCUGCGAUCUGUACACGACAAAGGCCGCUCGAUCUGAUCGCAAACUGUAUAAGAACAUCGAACAAUCGCUCGAGCAGCAGUAUGAAUCUGUCCUCCGCUUAUCGGCGUCAUUAUCGCCUCCCACUGCGUCAGAUGCGGCCGCUUCGCUCAACCUUUCCCGAUCGAGCCCUUUUGGACCCCUGAGUGAUCACUCGAGUCGCCGAACGUUUGCGUAUUUGAUUGCGACUCUCAACGCGAGUCAUCCAGACUACGAUUUCUCCCAUGUCCUACGUCCUUCAGACUUUCAUCGCGAGCGGAAUUUAAAGAGAGUGAUGAACACGAUUGACUCGACGCUCUUUAAUCUUCGACCGCGCGAAACACUCGACCUUACGCCACCAUCGCCGUCUACAGUCUCUGGAUCAUACAAUGCGGAGGCUUCGCCUACAUGGGGUCGCAGGAUGUGGAAGAUCCUUGAUGAGCAAUUGUCUCUGAAGGAUUGUGGUAUCUAUUCGUACUCACCAGACGAGGAUCCCUCUGAUGCGGAUGAUGGAGCGAUUUGGAGUCUCCAUUACUUCUUUUUCAAUCGCCUUCGGAAACGCGUGUGCUACAUCUAUGUCAAGGCGAUACCGAUUUUAAGUCACACACCUAGUGAAGGCCUCGCGACGCCGACGACAAAGAGAACAUUUGAUGACGGCCUUCUCACGCCCAACCUGGGCACGAGCAAGCGUGCUCGCUAUUGGUUCGGCGAGGAUGCAGAACUCGAAAGCGACAGUGACGUUGAGCCAAAUUCCCCUCCUCCGAUACGCACUGGCGGUGAAGAGUUCGACAAUUAUCUCAUGAGUGACGAAGACUUCCGGUCCCGAUCCGGUAGCAAAGGCACCGUCCGCGCUAUGAGUGAGGAAAUCGCCGAUUCCAUGGAAGUUUGA